Chroicocephalus ridibundus (black-headed gull) is the source of this 1083-nucleotide messenger RNA. RefSeq names its product pinopsin-like. Gene Ontology annotation, biological process: cellular response to light stimulus; G protein-coupled receptor signaling pathway; phototransduction. NCBI's taxonomy places the organism in Eukaryota, Metazoa, Chordata, Aves, Charadriiformes, Laridae. Bases 1 to 1083 code for a protein of 360 amino acids. The record is from RefSeq and is a predicted model, not a curated record. The transcript is spliced from 4 exons. Gene Ontology annotation, molecular function: G protein-coupled photoreceptor activity. Gene Ontology annotation, cellular component: plasma membrane; photoreceptor outer segment.
AUGCCGGUGCCCGCCGCCGCUGCCCGCGACCCGGGUCCGUGCCUGAGCCCCGGCGGGCGGCUGGCGGCCGCGGUCUGCCUGGGCGCCCUGGGCAGCCUGGGCUUCUGCAGCAACCUGCUGGUGCUGCUGCUCUUCUGGCGCUACCGGGCGCUGCGCUCCCCCAUCAACCUGCUGCUCCUCAACAUCGCCGUCAGCGACCUGCUGGUCUGCGCCCUGGGCACCCCCCUGGGGCUGGUGGCCGCCGCCCACCGGGGCCGGGGCUCCCCGGGGGUCGCCUGCGCCUGGCACGGCUUCGCCAACGCCCUCUGCGGCAUCGUCUCGCUCAUCUCCCUGGCUGUACUUUCUUACGAACGUUACUGCACCAUGACGGGAACGACAGAGGCCGAUACCACAAACUACAGGAAGGCAUGGACAGGCAUCGUCCUGUCCUGGACGUACUCCUUGGUCUGGACCGCACCCCCUCUUUUCGGCUGGAGCAGUUACGGGCCAGAAGGACCAGGGGCAACGUGCUCCGUGAACUGGCAUUCAAAGGACAUUAACAACGCCUCCUACAUCAUAUGUCUUUUCAUCUUUUGCCUUGUAAUCCCUUUUGUCAUUAUUGUUUAUUCGUAUGGGAAGCUGCUGUGCGCGAUAAGGCAGGUGAGUGGCAUCAACAAAGGGAUGGGUCGGACCCGGGAGCAGCGCGUCCUGAUCAUGGUGGUGGUGAUGGUAAUUUGCUUUCUCCUUUGCUGGCUGCCGUAUGCGACUGUGGCACUUAUAGCUACUUUUGGGAAACCUGGUCUCAUCACCCCUGCAGCCACCAUCAUCCCAUCCAUCCUUGCCAAAAGCAGCACAGUCUACAACCCCAUCAUCUACAUAUUUCUGAACAAACAGUUUUACAGGUGCUUUUUGGCGCUCCUGAGAUGCAACAAGGCAACCACGGAGUCCAGCAGCAAGUCCUGGUCCAGGCCCUGCUGGGCGCUGCAGCGGGCGCCGGGCGACACCGGCCCCACGGCGGCCAAAAGCCCGCACCUGCCUCUGCCAGACAUCCCACCAGCUAAAAGGGCCACGCUGGUGGCCCACUACAGCCCUGAGCUGGGCUAA